Molecule: messenger RNA, 2155 nt
Organism: Myxocyprinus asiaticus (Chinese sucker)
Lineage: Eukaryota; Metazoa; Chordata; Actinopteri; Cypriniformes; Catostomidae
Product: 5-hydroxytryptamine receptor 2A-like
Exons: 3
Coding region: 1-1461 (486 amino acids)
Biological process (GO): G protein-coupled receptor signaling pathway, coupled to cyclic nucleotide second messenger; chemical synaptic transmission
Cellular component (GO): dendrite; plasma membrane
Molecular function (GO): neurotransmitter receptor activity; G protein-coupled serotonin receptor activity
Source: RefSeq, a predicted model, not a curated record
AUGAACUUGCAUGCAAACAUUUCCAAAGGUGUCACCUCUUCAAAUCUGAUGCCCUUGGACCCUCACACCUGGACACCCAGCCCAGACAACAUGCUGGGCAAUGUGGUCCAUAACAGUUCCUUUGGGUGUAACAGCAGCUGGGCUGGCACAGAAGCGUCUCUCUUUCCUAAUCUAUCAAUCACCGGAACUUCUAGUGAAAGGACAGAACUGCUGCCGUGGCACAGGUGCAGUGCAGAGAUGGGUCAAGAGGAGUUAGUUUGCAAAAACUGGGCUGCACUUCUUAUUUUGGUUGUGGUCAUUAUAACAGUUACUGGGAACAUCUUAGUAAUCAUGGCUGUCAAUCUGGAACGAAAGCUGCAAAAUGCCACCAAUUAUUUCCUCAUGUCACUGGCAGUGGCAGAUAUGCUUCUGGGAGUUCUGGUCAUGCCAGUCUCCAUGGUGACCAUUAUGUAUGGUUACUUGUGGCCCCUCCCUGCUGUACUAUGUCCCAUGUGGAUCUACCUGGAUGUUCUCUUUUCUACUGCCUCCAUCAUGCACCUGUGUGCUAUCUCCCUGGACCGAUAUGUGGCAAUCCGCAACCCUAUCCGUCACAAUCGCUCAAAUUCCCGUUCCCGUGCAUGGGCCAAGAUCACUGCGGUCUGGACCAUCUCUGCAGGAAUUUCAAUGCCAAUUCCAGUGCUGGGUCUGCGAGAUCACACCAAAGUUUUCAAAGAUGGCAGCUGCCUAUUGACUGACAAUUCCUUUGUGUUGAUUGGCUCAUUUGUGGCCUUCUUUGUGCCAUUGACCAUUAUGGUGGUGACCUACUUCCUGACUAUCAGUGCUCUACAGAGUGAAGCUACACUCUGCUUAGACCAGCUAGUGCCCAGACCCAAAUGGAGUGCUGGAUUCACACUAAACUUCCUUCCCGGCCCUGCAUUCUCUCCUUCACAGAAAAAACUCUUCUUUCGUCACUCAUUGAGCCGCGAGGCAGGGGUUGAGUCAGGGGUUGUAACCUCGCCAUUUGGACGUCAUACCGUACAGUCCAUCAGCAAUGAGCAGAAGGCCUCCAAAGUUCUGGGCAUGGUCUUCUUUCUGUUCGUUGUCAUGUGGUGUCCAUUUUUCAUCACUAAUGUUUUGGCGGUGGUUUGUGAACCAGCAGCAUGUGAUGCUGUUGUAAUGACUGGACUGUUGAAUGUGUUUGUGUGGGUUGGCUACCUUUCAUCCGCCAUCAACCCAUUAGUCUACACGCUCUUCAACAAGACUUACCGCUCUGCCUUUGCCAGAUACAUCCGAUGCCAGUUUCAUGAGGAGAGGAAACCGUUACAGCUCAUUCUGGUCAACACCAUUCCACCACUGGCCUAUCAGUCCACACACCUGCCGCUCCCUGGAUCAAUAGGCAAUGGGGAUUUCUCACUGCCCCUUCCAAAUAAAAACCACCAUCUUCCCAAAAGCUGCAAAAAUGAGAGUGUUAGCUGCUUGUGAAUUCAUUCUACAAACUGGCAAACAUAACCUCAGAUUUGACUUGAAAUUAUUUCUGGGUUCAUGUUUGGCAUCAUCUCUUUGUUACCUCUAAAGAAAGCAGCUCGGAUUGGCAAUGGUGCAGUAGGACCUAAAUAAUCCAUAUCCAGACGGCAUCUACACUAACAAACAAAAAGCAUGACAGUCUCUGAGUUUAUCACAGGCUUCUGAUGCAUCAAAAGACCUUUGUCUGAAUAGAAUCAGUUUUGAUUCAAAUGCAAGUUAAAUCAAUGGGUUGUAACCUAUCUGGGUAUAAAACAAAUAUUGUAUAUAAGUGUUUGAUGUCCAGACUUUUAGUUUUUUAUGUAGAAUUUUAUAUUUCAGAAGGUAGAGUUUAGAUUUAUGGGAGCUCAGUGGUUUUUUGUUUACAAUGUCAGGUUUUUCCAAAACCAGUGUUGAUAAAAUUGAGUAAAACUUGUAAUGUGAAUUUUGUAUUGCAUCAAAUGAAUGGGAUGCUGUAGCCUCAUUCAUAAAACAUGACUUGUGUGUUGCUGGUUUAUCAUCUUAGCAAACAUUUGAAUGAACUGUAUCAGGAGGGAAAAAACUUCUGCUCAAUGUCAAAAACAGUUGAUGUGGUGUCUUUAAAAGAGUAGACACCUCAAAUGAUAAAAUCUGGUUUAUGUUGUUUGGGGACCCACAUAUUAACUUUAAAGGAAUA